AUUGACUCAAAUGAUCACAAACAUGUGCACUGAUUUAUCACUGCGGAGUAAUUUAGUCUGCGGUAUUUCCAGAGAGGGGAGACUCGAUAAAUGCGCUGCUUUGUUAUAGCAUGCGCCGCCAUACCGGAGGCACUCAAACUUUUUAAAUUCGAAUUUAAAUUUAAACUAAGAGUUAAUUCGCGUACAAGUUCAGUGUGGAAUUGAUAGAAAAAAGAACACGUUCUAUAAAAACACUUAUAAAAAUACAUUGUGUAGCAAACAGUGUGUUCGAAAACAAAGUUUUCAAAGUUCAAUAACAAUGGGAGACUUAAUAGAAAUAGAUGGAUCAGUUCUUGAAGGGGGCGGACAAGUAAUCCGCGUUGCCCUAUCACUAAGCGCCCUGUUUCAAAAGCCAAUUCGCGUUAUAAACAUUCGUGCAGGUCGUGAUAAACCAGGUUUGAUGGAACAACACCUGCGAGGUUUAGAAUUGAUUCAGAAUAUUUGUCAGGGUGAUUCCAAAGGGGCGAAAAAAGGCUCCACAACAAUUGAAUUCUACCCAGGUGCUCUAACUGGAGGAGAAUUCAAAUCAAUUGUACAAACAGCAGGCAGUAUUUCAUUAGUAUUACAAGUUGCACUGCCCUGCUGCAUAUUUGCACCAAAAACAGUUCAUUUACAGCUGCAAGGUGGAACAAAUGCUGAACUGGCUCCACAGAUAGAUUAUGUUACAGAAGUUUUCCGGCCUAAUCUCGAGAAAAUGGGCGCGUCAUUUGAUUUCGACUUAAUAAAACGUGGAUAUUUUCCUAGGGGAGGCGGCAGAGGUCAUUUUGAAAUACAACCACUAAAAGAACUAAAACCAAUUAUCCUAGAGCAGGCAGGUGACAUCAUCGCAAUUUAUGGGUGGAGUUAUGCUGCUGGUAGAUCACAAAUUGCUGAAGCUGAGGAAAUUGCACAAGCAGCCAAAGAAACAUUAAAAUCUUUCAAUAAACCAGUCGAAAUUGAGGUUUAUUAUGAAGAUAAAACCAUUGCACCCAUUGGCGAUUGCGCAGGAAUCAUUUUGGUAGCAGAAACAACUGAAGGCUGCAUCCUGGGUGGAUCAGCUAUAAAGAAACGAAACGAAGUCCCCAGUGAAGCCGGCCAACGUGCUGGUGAAGAUCUAGCAGAAUCUUUACGCAGACGAAUUUGCAUUGACGAUCACAGCCAAGACCAACUAAUAAUAUUCAUGGCUUUAGCCAAAGGCACAUCACGAAUAAAAGUCGGCAAUAUUACACUGCACACCAAGACAGCCAUAUACAUCGUGGAAUUAUUAACGGACGCCCGAUUCAAAAUCGAAGAUUACAGUGAGUACAGCAUCAUAGAAUGCGUCGGCAUUGGCUACCAGCGACAAAAAUAACAUUUCAUUCUUUAUUCAUUUGUUCAUUGUGUUGUAACAGCCCAAUUGUUUAGUCAAAUAAAUACAGAAACGCCAUCUAUAAACAAAGUAACAAAACACAACAAA
Molecule: messenger RNA, 1474 nt
Organism: Dalotia coriaria
Lineage: Eukaryota; Metazoa; Arthropoda; Insecta; Coleoptera; Staphylinidae
Gene: Rtca
Product: RNA 3'-terminal phosphate cyclase
Exons: 4
Coding region: 299-1369 (356 amino acids)
Biological process (GO): RNA processing
Cellular component (GO): nucleus
Molecular function (GO): RNA-3'-phosphate cyclase activity
Source: RefSeq, a predicted model, not a curated record